UCCCACCUCCUGCCAUCCUGAAUGUCGGGGUGCAGAGGGAAGGGUCUUUGACGGUAAGGAGAGGUACCAGAGUGCCAAGCCGGCUCAGGACUGUUGCCUUUUGGCCGACUCAGAGGCCUCCAGACCAGAGAAGCUCCUUCUCCCUUGGGAGUAUUGGCCUGUCCCUCCCUGCCUCUAGUUAGCACAGCGGCCACAGAUGGCAGUGUCUCUGGGGACAGCAGCUGCGACUGAGUCUACAGGCCAACCCUGAGCGGCUCAGGCUGAGGCAGCACGCUCUGUGCAGAGACUGCAGACAGACCAGGCGUCUACGGGUAUGAGAUAAGGCAGCUGAAGGUCAGAGUAUAAAAACAACAUUGUAGCACCUAUACACGGCAGGCAUGGCCAAAGCCGCCGCGAUGCCGCACUUCUUGGACUGGUUCGUGCCUGUCUACCUGGUCAUCUCCGUCCUCAUCCUGGUGGGCUUUGGAGCUUGCAUCUACUAUUUCGAGCCUGGCCUGCAGGAGGCGCACAAGUGGCGCAUGAAGCGCCCCCUGGUGGAGCGUGAUCUCCGUAAGACGCUGAUGGUGCGGGACAACCUGGCUUUUGGAGGUCCAGAAGCCUGAGCCAGAGGACAACCCCUUGAUCUUUCCAUCCAUGCAUCUGUAGCCCAGUAGAGGCCCUUGCUGUUCAGGGAGGAUCCUUGUGUAGAAACCAGGCACUCGAAUAUCUAUUUUAUUUGCUGCUCCGGGCUCAAAAUCAUGCCUUCCCUUCCUAGCUCUGGGGACAACCUCCACUGGCCCUCAGUGCCUUUAAGUGCUGUCCAGCCCUCUUCCCCUCCAUCUGGAGUCAGGUAUGACUGUCCCACUGAAUUCCCAGUUGCUUUCAGCUCCCAUCUCUGCCUCGCAGCUGCGCCACCGGGCUGGCCUCAAAGCUGCCCCAGGAGAAGCCUUUCAUCAGAAUGAUGCCAGCUUGGUUCAGACCAGCCCCGCCCACCUCAGUGGGCUCAGAAUGAGUGAUAGCGUAUGGUGGGGGUGUGCAGAAGGGCAGGACUUUGGAAAGGGUGUGUGUGUGUCUGUGUCUGUGUCUGUGUGUGUGUGUGUGACAGCGGGCAGGCACUAGUAGGUGGGAAGUUAUGUGUGUGAGAGAGACAGAAUGGGGGCCCUGGCAGUGGUGGGCGUGGUGUGGGCUCUAUACAGCAAUGCGAGGACUGUCCACAGCAGGUUCCAGCGCCUUCCCUCUGCUGGAGUCUUCCACCCUUCCCUUAGGCUGAGGUGGCCGACAGGAGCCCCUGCCCAUGCUCCCUCUCUGUCCCAUGCUGCACUUCCGGGACUGAGCCUAGCCUCGCCUGUCCACCCUGGAAGCUCCUCCUGUAUGGAGAUUUCAUUACUUGACUUUGUGGCACAAAUGGGUAGACUUCAUCUCUCUCUUCUGCUGUGGCUUCCAUCUUCAUUUAUUCAAAUCUAAUAAAGGUUUCAUGGCUCCCUC
Myodes glareolus (Bank vole) is the source of this 1464-nucleotide messenger RNA. NCBI's taxonomy places the organism in Eukaryota, Metazoa, Chordata, Mammalia, Rodentia, Cricetidae. The record is from RefSeq and is a predicted model, not a curated record.